AUGCCUAACACUAAAUUAGUUGAUCGAUUUGAAGCUGUAACCGAAGAUACUAUUAAUGAGAUAGAUGAAUAUGGUGCUGUUAUAAAUACCAAGAAGAAUACUAAUAAUUGGGUUCGAGUUUUAAAAAAGUAUCGAUCUUCAGCUAAUUUGGAUUAUGACAUAACUACGAUUCUUGAUAUAAUGCAAUUAGAACGAGAAUUGAUCUA
This is a messenger RNA of Dentiscutata erythropus, 206 nucleotides long. The record is from the annotation of a GenBank genome assembly. NCBI's taxonomy places the organism in Eukaryota, Fungi, Glomeromycota, Glomeromycetes, Diversisporales, Gigasporaceae.